CGUAUAUGUGCGACUUAUGCAGAAGUUUAUUCUCACCUAUAUGUUAAUUUAAUAAAACUGAUAUCCUGCAAAUUUUCCAUUCUCACUUAUGAACAAGAUGAAAAUGUAUGGAACAACAUAUGUUACACCUAUAAGUUAAAAAGGGGGAAUAGUGCUAAUGAAGCGACACCAGUCCACUAUAAAAGUGGCUGCAACGAAAUAUUCUGUGCAACAUUACCUGUAUCCAAUGAAGACUAUAGCAUAACAGCUACAACAUUAAUGCAAAAUUCAACGGAUGAUAAUUUAUACGUUAUAAAAGCAGUGGUAUAUGAAAUUGGAAUUUUAACAGAUGCUAAUAACACAAGCGACGAAGUUACAGAAAGGCAAGAUGUCAAAAUUUCUUUCUACAAUCCACCAAAUAAGAGCACUGGACCCUAAAAUAAGUGUAAAAUAGCAAAUAGAUUGAAAACGCAUAAGAAUGUAAUUAUUUGUUGAAAAUAGGUACUAGCUUUUAAAUUAAUAUAUUUAUCUUGUUAUAGUAAGAUAGUAUUAUUAUAAAUAAUGCAUGUAAAUUCGUAACAUGAAUAAUAAAAUGAUGUUUCAAUUGUAAAAAGGUAAA
Molecule: messenger RNA, 598 nt
Organism: Megalopta genalis
Lineage: Eukaryota; Metazoa; Arthropoda; Insecta; Hymenoptera; Halictidae
Source: RefSeq, a predicted model, not a curated record